Molecule: messenger RNA, 1029 nt
Organism: Knipowitschia caucasica
Lineage: Eukaryota; Metazoa; Chordata; Actinopteri; Gobiiformes; Gobiidae
Source: the annotation of a GenBank genome assembly
AUGGCGUUGAUGGUGGUGAAAUUCGACCUGAAGAAGCGCGUGAAGCUAGCGCAGUCCGUAUGGUUCCUGUACUGGUUUGCGGUGAUGGCCGGGAUCAUGGUCUUCAGCAUGGGGCUGUUCUUCAAGAUCGAGCUCCGCAAACGCUCCGAACUCAUGGACAACAAUGAGAGCCACUUCCUGCCGAACCUCCUGAUCAUCCUGGGCCUCGCCGUGUGCGCCAUCAACGCUCUAGGUGGAAAGAUCUGCUACGACUCGCUCGACCCGUCCAAGUUCUUGGGAUGGAAACCCAUGCUGAACGCCUUCCUGAGCAUCUGCAUGGUCUUCAACGGCGUGCUAUUGUUAACGGCUGUGUUGUGCUUCCUGAUGAGGAUCCCGCUGCAGUUCACGCUGGCGGAGGGGCUGAAGAACGGGAUGAAGUUCUACAAGGACACAGACACGCCCGGCCGCUGCUACAUGAAGCGCACGCUGGAUCUCAUGCAGAUGGAGUUUAGGUGCUGCGGCGCCAACGGAUACAGAGACUGGUUCGAGAUCCAGUGGAUUAGCAACCGCUACCUGGACUUCAGCGCUAAGGAAGUGAAGGAUCGGAUAAACAGUAAUGUGGAUGGACAGUAUCUGAUGGAUGGGGUCCCCUUCAGCUGCUGUAACCCGUCCUCCCCUCGGCCUUGCAUCCUGGGGCAGAUGACCAACAACUCGGCUCACUACAGCUACGACCACUACACCGAGGAGCUGAACGUGUGGAGGCGUGGCUGCUCCCAGGCCCUCCUCUCAUACUAUGGAGGCCUCAUGAACACCAUAGGAGCCCUGCUCUUCCUGGUCACUCUGCUGGAGGUGGGAGUCACUGUGGGCCUCCAGUACGUACAGUCCUCCCUCUCCUCCCUCUCUAACCCUGAUGACCCGGAGAGCGAGAGCGAGGGCUGGCUCCUGGAGAAGAGCGUGACAGAGACGUUCACUGACAUCAUGACCAAGAUGAGGGGCAUCACCAAAGGAGCCAAAGUGGAGGAAGGAGGAGCACCUCCUGCUGACAGCUGA